Uloborus diversus is the source of this 1702-nucleotide messenger RNA. Its product is annotated as dual specificity protein phosphatase 22-like. NCBI's taxonomy places the organism in Eukaryota, Metazoa, Arthropoda, Arachnida, Araneae, Uloboridae. Gene Ontology annotation, biological process: protein dephosphorylation. Gene Ontology annotation, cellular component: cytosol. The coding region runs from base 383 to 1093 and encodes 236 amino acids. Gene Ontology annotation, molecular function: protein tyrosine/serine/threonine phosphatase activity. The record is from RefSeq and is a predicted model, not a curated record. The transcript is spliced from 5 exons.
UCAACACAGGGGAAAAAAAAUGCUGAAAGGAGUAAUGGAUUCAGAUGGUGAAAUGCUAUCCAAAAGUUUCAUUCCUAGUAAUUGCACUUUAAUUAAAGCUUACAAAGCUUUUGAUGAUGUUAAAGCGUAAUGUCAAUGAGAAAUUAAAAGAAACACCGCAAUCAAUAAUUAGAACCAUGUGAUCCUCUUAGCGUUCCCAUGCAGAAUGUUUAAAAGUUUUUGGGUGAAAAUAUUAAUUUUUAGCAGCCAAUUAAAACCCUUUUUUUUAUGUUUAUGAGAAAUCAGUGUAAGUUAAAACAGCGCAAUAAAAUGUCGCUUGUUUUACAGAUGGUUGGAAGUUUAAUUUUACAGUUUUGUUGACGGUUGUUGCGAUGACUUUAGUAUGGGAAAUGGAAUGAAUAAGGUCUUGCCAGGGCUGUACUUGGGUAGCUUCCGAGAUGGCAAAGACUCUGAACAACUUCAAAGCAAUAAAAUCACUCAUAUUAUUUCAAUACAUGAUACGGCCAAGGAAGUCGUCGAGGACAAAGAAUAUUUGUGCAUACGUGUACCAGAUUCACCCGACGAAAACCUUAGCAAGUAUUUUCCCAAGUGCAACGAUUUCAUUCAUAACGCCAGGUUGAGUGGGGGAAACGUACUUAUUCAUUGUUUAGCCGGAGUUUCAAGGAGUGCUACAAUCACAGCUGCCUACAUUAUGUCUGUGACCAGUUUAACGCUGAAAGAUGCUUUGAAAGUAGUGCGAGGAGCCAGGAACAUUGCCAACCCUAAUUAUGGAUUUCACUCUCAGCUCAAAGAAUUCGAGUCUUUCGUUCUAACGUCAGAGCGGAAACGACUAAAAAUCCGAUAUCCGAACUCAGACCAAGAAAAAGACGAAGAAGAAUGCGCCAAAAUGAUUACUGUUUACCACAGCAAUGCGUCAACACUGGCACCACAGACAUUAGAUCCUAAAGCCUCCACAUCUUACUCAGCUUCAUCAACUCCCGUUACUUCACCGAUGCAUCGGUUCAAACAAAGAAAGUCUCGCAGUGCCUCUAGCAGUCCGAGGAGAUCCACUUCACAUACAGAAAAACUGGAUUCACCUCGUCGAAAAAGUUGAUCAAAAUGCAGCUCACAGGAAGUGAAAAAGUAAAAUGUGAUACAAAAAAUCAACCUUUACUACAUACAUAUGUAUAUAUCUAUAUAUAUGUAUAGAUAUUUAGCAUAAGCAAAGAAUUAUCGAGCUUUAAAUAUUUUUUGAAAUACAAGUUAGAUAUUUGUGGGACCUGCAAAGAUUGGUGGUAGUAAGUAGUACAUGCAAAGAUACAAUCACUGAUUAAGCUUCAAGUACACGUUACGAGGUUGUGAUAACAGCGAAGUUAGGAUGUUCCAUGUACUUCUAGGCAGAUUCACCAACAUUGGUCAUCCAGUCAUUCGUAGCAUUUAUCGUACAUGAUAGACGCAACAUAAACGUGAUACUUGAACAAAAUCUAAAAAAGGAAACUAUUAUUAAUAUAUGGGUGUUCUUAAAUUUUAAAUCAUUUUACUGUCGGUAUUUCAAAAUUAAUGUGGAUAUUUUUUCGUUUUGAAUUUGACUUAUUUCUGUAGCAACAACGGAAAUUUCGCAGCAGUUGGAGAGUGAUACUGUAGGGACUUAACCAGAUUUUUUUUCCUUCUCGAGAAGGGACUUAAUUUUAUAGAUAAUCCUCAAAAAAAAAAAAAAAUCAAA